AUGGAAACAAUAAGGGAUGACAUAAUAUUUAAAAAGGAUGAGUGCUGGAAAGAAAGUGAAAAAAAAUUCCUUCAAAAUGAAUGGCGGAAUUCAAAAGGAUCUUUAGAAUCAAUUGUUUCCUCUUGUUCAAUUGAAAAUUCAGCAUUUACUGCACGUUCGAAACAAUCCCAAGGCUCUCAUUCUGAUGAAUAUUCCAUCAUGAUUGAUGAUGAUAUCCCAGUGGACGAAAUGUAUUUCCAGUUUUCAAGUAUAUCAAUUGUUAAUCGAGUUUUUUGUGAUAUCUCGUCUGUCAAAUAUACAACUUACUCAGAAAUUAGACAUAUUUUUUACUUCUUGAGUUCCUUCUUUUUUAUUCUUUCUCUGUUGUUAUUUGAAAGAAGUUGGAGUGGGGUUACAAAGGUAAAGGUUGAUUAUGAUAAUUUUGGAAAAUUUCCACUGCUGUCCAAGAAUAACUAUUCUUCGAGUUUGAGCGAAUACAAAUACGAAAAUAAUUCCGAAAACAAUAAGAUUUAUGAGUUUGUAGUUGAUCGUACUUUACAGGAGCCUAUUUUUGUAUAUUAUGGGAUAAAUGGGUUUUUUAGCAAUACCAGGGAAUUUGUUGGCUCUAAACCUCCCGAACUAUUUGGGUAUGGUUAUAAGUGUACGCAUAUACUAUCUAUUGAAGAUAUUCUGAGGUACAGACCAGAUUUCAGAAUACAUCUCGCGGAGUUUUUUAGAGUACCUUUAUAUUUUAACUUUACUCAAAUUGAUAACAUAUUUUCCGUUAACGAAGGAAAAUCAAGAAUUUUCAGGAUGAGUAGAAAAAAUAAUUCAAUUAAUAAAAAUAUUUUAUGCGGUCUUCCAAUUUAUUCUGUAUUUACAGACGAAUUUGAAUUAAUAAAAAAAAGUCCUGGAAAGGAGAGAAUACAUAUUAGAACCAUUGAUUUUCCAGAAGAUCAAUGGAAAUUUAAAAUGCUCCAUAGUUUUAGGCAAUUUAUUUCUGGAGUGAUCGACAGCAAAUUUUUUAAUAAAUCGGAUGAAUCUGGAAAAAAAUUGAGUGACAAGAUUCCUAAAUUAUCUAUAAUGUUGUCAAGGUGGUGGAGCCAAAGUAUUUCUCCAAACUUCAUUAAGCCAUACGGUGUAAUUAGCUCAUCAUAUGAAUACGGCAGUAUGGACGACACCAUUUUGUAUCCAGGUUCGUAUGAGCUUAAUUUUACUUCUAAUAUAUUCCCCAAUAAUGCUUGGGGGGCUGAAAAGUAUGUGCUAUUUAUGAAUCUGUCAGUGUUUGGAGGAGAGCAAUACUUAGCAGCUGCAAUCUGUUUGUUUAUAGCAAUAAUUUAUGCUUUUAUUAUAUACUUUAAUCCAAACCGUGCUCAAAUAAUCAUCAUAAAAAAUAAGAUUGAUCAAAAUAUAUAA
Cryptosporidium ubiquitum is the source of this 1395-nucleotide messenger RNA. RefSeq lists its product as uncharacterized. Gene Ontology annotation, cellular component: endoplasmic reticulum; Golgi apparatus; plasma membrane. NCBI's taxonomy places the organism in Eukaryota, Apicomplexa, Conoidasida, Eucoccidiorida, Cryptosporidiidae. The coding region runs from base 1 to 1395 and encodes 464 amino acids. The record is from RefSeq and is a predicted model, not a curated record. The transcript has a single exon.